This is a messenger RNA of Aureobasidium melanogenum CBS 110374, 720 nucleotides long. RefSeq lists its product as uncharacterized. The record is from RefSeq and is a predicted model, not a curated record. The transcript has a single exon. Lineage: Eukaryota; Fungi; Ascomycota; Dothideomycetes; Dothideales; Saccotheciaceae. The coding region runs from base 1 to 720 and encodes 239 amino acids.
AUGGCGACCAGCAGAACCUUGAAGGAUUGCAAGAUCUCGGAAAUACCAGAUGGCAUGUUUUACGUGCCCGACUUCAUCAACCACAAGGAAGAAGCAGGUAUAUUGAACGCAAUACCAUCAAAUCGCUGGAUUCAAUUACAACACCGCCGCUUGCAAACUCAUCCAUCCUCACUUUCGAAAAGCAAUACUCUUCUGGAGGCACCACUACCUCCUUGGCUUGUCGAUCCCAUCAUUUCAAAAUUCAAGUCACUGGGUCUUUUUAGUGACAGUCCACAUCACUCGCCCAAUCACGUCUUGAUCAACGAGUACAAUCCCAAUGAAGGUAUCAUGCCACACGAAGAUGGCGCAGCGUACUACCCAAUCGUAGCCACUGUAAGCUUAUCAAGCGCUCUGUGUCUCGACAUAUACGAGAAGAAUCAGGAUCAAGAUCAAGCUCCUGUUGGCUCAUCGCCCAAGUGGCGUAUCUUGCAAGAACCACGCUCUCUUCUUGUCACUUGCGGAUCUGCAUACACCGAUACUCUGCACGGGAUUUCAGAAGUCGAGAUUGAUGAGAACUUGAGACCCGACACUGUAGCUAACUGGACUCUUCUCGGCGACAACAAAAUCUUUAUCGAAAAUGGAGGCAAAAACGUGCGCACGACUCGAAUCAGUCUCACGUACAGGGACGUUCUCAAAGUUUCAAAGAUUGGAGCAAGAAUACUUGGUAGACCAAGAGGCUAA